AUGUGGCUCCUUUGUCUCACGGCCGGGCUGCAGUCCGCGUGCUUUGGCGUCAUCGGCACGGCUCUCCCUCCUGCGCUGCGCUCCUCGGGCCUCUCGCCGCGUGAAGUGGCGCAGCUGUUGGGCCAGCUCGGCUCCGCCUCGGCUCUGGCGGAGGUGCUGCUCAGCGGCGGGUUCGGAAAGCUGGCGGACGCCAUCGGCCGGAAGCCCAUCCUGCUCGCGGCGCCGGCGAUGACCGCCAUCGCACGAUCGACAGUCAUCUGCUCGCCGACACUUCCGACGCUCAUCGCCGCCCGGGUCGCCUCCACGCUCGCCGUGCCUGUGUAUUGGCUCGCUUACCAGGCGUUGAUGGCCGACUGCUUUGGGCACAACGCGACCCAGCUCGCCGUGGUUGGCAGCCGCAUCCAGGCGGCGAUGGGCCUCGGGUACGCCGUCUCGAGCCUCGUGGGCGGCCCUCUGGCGCAGCGCGACAUCCGGUACGCUUACGCCUGCUCCUGCACGCUCGGCGCCGCCGUCCUCGGCUGCGUCGCCUUUGGCUUCCGCGAGACGCUCGCCGAAGCCCGCCGCGUCCGGUUCGCGUGGCGCGGGAGCUCCCCCCUCUCCUCGCUCGCCCUCUUCCGGCGGGGCCUGCUCAGCGCGAAGCUCAACCUCGUCGUCGUCUGCCAGUCGCUCACCAACGGGAUGGGCGACCUGUGGCAGGUCCUCGCGCGCGAGCUGCGAGGCUGGGGCGCCGCCCAGUGCGGCCGGUACGCCGCCGCCGCCGGCUUCGCCUCGAUGCUCGGCACCCUGCUCACCGGGCCGUCCAUCCGGCGGCUCGGAGCGCGCGGACACACUGCGGCGAGCACGGGCGCGUCGGCGUGCGCAUCGCUCCUGCUCGGCCGCGCAACCUCGGACCCGAUCGCCUUUGGCGCCAUCGUCCCGCUCGCGCUCGGCGCGGGCAAGGGGCAGGCGACGUCGGCGCGCAUCACCAACCUGGGCGAGCGGCUUGGCGACCCGGAGCCCUCCGCUCAACGAGCCCUCCCCCCUGACUCUGCGCGGACUCUGCGGCUAGGCGAGGAGCUGGGCGUGCCGCAGGGGCAGCUCGCCGCCGAGCGCAACACGCUCAACGCCGUCAUCAAGGUCAUCGCGCCGUCGCUGUAUGCUUGGCUGUUCGCGUUUGGCUCGGCGCGGGGCGUCCUUGGCUUGCCGUUCUACUCGACGGCGUUGCUGCUAUGCGUGAGCGCCGCGGUUGCUCUCUCAAUCCCCGAGGAAAGGUGGACAAACAGCUCGCCUCAGGGCGUCGCGCGCGAGGGUGGCCGCUAG
Emiliania huxleyi CCMP1516 is the source of this 1299-nucleotide messenger RNA. RefSeq lists its product as hypothetical. The record is from RefSeq and is a predicted model, not a curated record. Gene Ontology annotation, biological process: transmembrane transport. The coding region runs from base 1 to 1299 and encodes 432 amino acids. Lineage: Eukaryota; Haptophyta; Isochrysidales; Noelaerhabdaceae. Gene Ontology annotation, molecular function: transmembrane transporter activity. The transcript has a single exon. Gene Ontology annotation, cellular component: membrane.